AUUUGUACUGUAGACAAGAGAAAUGUUGAAAAUGUAAGUACAGUUAUUCUUGUUUUAUAUAGCUAUUUAUUAAUGUUUCCUAUAAUUCUGGACCAGUAAGGGAUUUCUUUUACUGGACCUCUAGGCAGAACUGUUUAGAAUUGAUAGAGCUAUCCAGUAUAAAUAGAGUUAGUUUAGUUCAGGUUCCUCCUGUAGUAACACUGGAUCAAAAUGAGAUUAUUCUUUCUGGACCUCUAGGCAGAACAGUUACUGUAGAACUGCUAGAGCUAUCUAGUAUUCUCAGUGCAUAAAUGGACCAAUAUUCAUGUUAAUAGCGGCCCUUACUGUGGAUGUCUCUAAGAACGGUUUAGAAUUAUUAUACCCAGUUAAUAAAGUUAUCCAGUAUAAAACGUUUAGUCAAGUAAACAGAACGAGCUUUUGAUAUGAAAUAUACCUGCAACUUAUAUUGCAAUUACAGUACGUGACACACUGCCCACACAAUAAUCAAGUAUUUCGCGUUAAUUUGAAGAUAUCUGGCUUUGUCUAAGUGCAAUUGUAUCCACGCACAAUAUCCUAUCAACUUAUCUCACCGUUUUAUCUCCAGUAAAAUAUAGCUACAAGAGCGAAAGAAACAAAUUAAUCUUGAGUUGAGCUUAAUUGCCUAGAGCUGUAAGCCCUUAAUUUACGUCUAUACAUUGUCAUUGAGCUUGAAAUAACUGUUGUUAGAAACAUUUAGACCUGGUUGAACGAGAGUUUCCUUGGCGAUUUUAUAGAGAGUUUUGCUGAAAAGGUCCGGAUUUUUCUACUAAACUAUAAACAUUACUGUGAAAACUAAAUGUAUGCUAGAUAUAUAGCUCUGUCAGUUCUAAAGUGUUCUUCCUAGAGGUCCAGUAAGGAUCAUCUCUUAUUGAUCCAGUGUUACUACAGGAAGAAACCUUAAAGUAAACUGACUUUAUUUAAACUGUUCUUCCUAGAGGUCCAGUAAGAAUCAUUUCUUAUUGAUCCAGUGUUACUACAGGAAGCAACCUAAAGACAAAGUAUAAACUAACUUUACUGUAUUUACACUGGAUAAAAAAAUUAGAAGAAAGAAAAUGUUUACAAUUUUCAGAUUGUCUAUUGUUUGUGUUUUGUUAUUAUACUGGAUAGCUCUAUCAGUUCUAAACUCUUCUUCCUAGAAGUCGUCCAGUAAGGAUCAUCUCUUAUUGAUCCAGUGUUACUACAGGAGGAAACUUAAACUAACUUUAUUUAGUAGAAUCAUACUAGUAUAUAUACUAUUGCAAAUGCUGUAAUUUGAUUGGUUACUCUAUUCGCUAUCUAUUCCUCGAUGGGUAGCGAGUAGCAAAACAAUCGUUUUCCUGGCGAAUUUUUUUUGUGACUGAGGCAAAAUUAUAAUCAGAGAACUGUCACAAUAUCACAUCGUAGUGCAUAUGAAAACUUUAUCAAAACUUUUAUUUGUUCAGAUUAUAGCGAGUGUCUACGACAAUUAAAGGACGUGUAUUUCAAGACCGCUAAAUAUACGCCGAGUACAACUGUGUGGGAUUUUCAAGAUCUUCGGAGGAAGUAAAGGUAUGUGUUGUAGUACAUUUGUGUAGAUAGGGCAAGAAGAAGAUUUUCAAGAUGGCGGCGAUUUUUUAAGAUCGUUAAGGCCCGUUUCAGACGUCGUUCAUUUGCCGAAUGCAUUAAAGACAAUAAAUAAUGAGAUAGUUCAGAUGAUUAUCUAUUGUGUUUAAUGCUUUCGGCCACAUGAAAAGAUCGACGUCUGAAACGGGCCUAAUGGCCGUUUUCCACUAGGCAGAAUUUUCCGCGCGGAGCGGAAUUUUUCUUUAUCUUGUGAUUUCUCGGGUGGAACUAAUUAGAAAAGACAGAGAGAAAUUCUGCUCCGCGCGGAAAAUUCCGCCUGGUGGAAAACUGCCUUAAAACGCGAAAGAAUCAACAACCGUACACUUUAACAACCUUACCCUAAUCCUUAACCUUGAAAACUAAAGAAAAUUCUGAGUUUAAUUUUUGAACUAUUUCGAAAACCUCCCUCUCGCCCUUUUAGUCCUUGGCCAUUACCGUUCGAUACGGUGUAAGUAUAUAAAACAAGCUUGUGAUGUAUUACUUUGUCUUGUGAACUGAGAUCCAAAAAAAAUGCUAUAUACGGUACGUUACGAGACGGUUGAAAGUAAUAACUACCUCGUAUAUCUUUUAAAGCUGGUUGCUAUUAAAGUUUCUGUGAUCACAGUAGGAAUUUUGCAUAGGUAAAUUCUAAGUUUUGAAGGAUUUGUUAAUCCUCAUUGUUAAUCCUUCAAAACUUAGAAUUUACCCAUGCAAAAUUCCUACUGUGAUCACAGAAACUUUCAGUGUAAGCCAGCCAGCCUUUAACAUAAAAUAUGGUGAGGCUUAAGUUUUGACCAAAACUAAUCAUUAAGACUAUAGUAUACGAACGAAUUCGGAACUCAAAUUUAUCCUUGUUCUUUUGUCCAAACGGCAAUUCGUAUAACGGUUUGCUGUCUUCGAAUUUGACCGUCCCGUGUAAAUACGGAACAGCAAAAGCGAGUGCACGGUUGAGCAUCCGGUCCGCUCCAAAACACUGAAUACUAAAUGAGUAUAAAACGAGCUCAAAUCGUUGCAUCUCAUUUUGAAUGCAAUGUAAUAAUCUCGUAACCGCAACUCACAAGGCUAAAAGCAUAAUAUUAUCGAAGUAAACGCGCCUCUUGUAUAGUCGAUUUAAUAAUACUGCUUUUUAGCCAUGCCAAUUAUACUGCUAUUUAUUAUUUUUAAUCUUUUCCAGCAGAUGUUUUUCCAUAUUUUGGCCAAAACGGAAGUUGCUCUAUACUUAUUUACAUGAACCGUAACGAAAAUGUAUGGGAUUUUUUGCACAGCAAACGUAUACAGUAACUUUAAGUUGGAAAUGCGAUUUGAUAUGGUCUCUAAAACACUAUGUCUUCAGCCAUUCUCAAAAGGAAUUUGAAUUUUUUGUUGCUGUUUAUACGGAACGAUUAAAUAUCAUUUCAGCUGCAAAGUGAGAACAUCCAUAUUUACGGUAACUAAGGCUCGAUCCAGAACAAAAUGCCAGUCACUUUUCGCCUCUCGGACUUACAUUUGAACUAUCUCGCAAGUCGCGCUCGUGAGGAGCCGAAAUUAUCUGGAGAACUGUUUAUAAAGGAUACGGAACACGGCACACCUAAAUGGCAAAAGCGCUGGACUGUUUUAUACCAGAAUUUUUUAUUUUAUUUCGAGAAUUCAUCUUGUGCCAAACCGGUCGGCAUGAUUUUUUUGGAACACUCCACGACUGAUGUGGUAUCUUUGACGAAAUUGCGAGAUUUAUCUCAUCAGGUAAAUACAGCAAAGAAGUUCGUUCACAAGGGAUGAACUUUGAAUCAGUUUGUCGUUCUUUUUCACACGUAUUAUGAAAUCGAUAGAAUUCAAGUCCAGCCAACCCGAUGAAUUCCCUUGUGCCUGACGAAUGGAGCCGAAUUUGCGUGUGGUUCCGAUGCGGUCUCGUACGUUAGUCGUCGUAGUUGUGUUUAUGUAUAUAUAUUUUGUCUUUUUAGUUUCCUGUUGUCGUGCUAUAUUUACGAAUAAAUUUAUGAUUGCAAGCUGUAUUUUAGCCGCGCUUAAAAGCCUUAAUUUCGAGAAAUAAAUUUUGAAAUUAGGAGUUAUGUUUUACGAUAACGGUGAAAAGUGUUACAUUUUUUUACGGUAAUAUAAUAAUAUUCAGUUAUAUGUUUUAUUCGAUAUAUAUAGAUUGGAAAACCUUUCUAAUUAUGCAUCGUUUGUCUAGUUUAAAUAAGUACACAAGCGCCGUAGAUAAGCCGCGUAUUAAAAUCAAACCAUGAUCCAUGCUUUUAUUUCAAGCGGUUUUUAAGUUUCGUAAAUUGCCGGCUAUCACAGUAUCGGCGAAUUUUUUUGGGGGAGAUUCGAAUCUGAGAUAUUUUUGUAAUAUGUGGAGGCGUAUGAGGGUUUUCACUAUUUUUAGUCGACCUUUAUGACUUUUGCCCCGUAGCCAAGUGCAAGCGAAAUGAGCAAAAUUAUAUUAUGUCCCUACAUACAGUAUUAUUAUAGUUUCGUUUUCCAUUUUGUUUUCGCGAGAUCGGACUGAUAUGUGGAAACGUUUGUGUAUACAGAAGGCGAAAUCGUUCAUAUUUGAAUACUGUAGUCUGGACCGAAUUGGCCGUAAUUUUAUAUUUUGAUAACUCCUGUUCUGUAGGCUAUUAAAAGCCUCUUGAAUCAAACCUCCUACGACCUGUUAGAAGCCAGCUGCAUCACCCAGUCCUAUGGUGAAAGCAACGCUUUUGUCAUUCAAUAAAAUAUCUAUAAUUGUAUAUUAAAGCUUUUAAGCUCAAUUUUCCCCGAUAUGGCACUGCAUAUUAGCCUGUUCCAUUUGCAUGCAUAAUGCGAAGAGCAGCUCAUGGAGGGAUGCCGUCCCUGGAAUAUUUAGACUCCUAAACGAAUACUCAAAAUAUUGUAGUAUAGAUCGAUCGCGCUGUGCCAGUGAUUCGUUCGUGUUGAAUUUACACAAAAAAAGGUGAAUCAUAUCACGGAUGAUACGUUUUGCCGGAUUAAGUGUCUCUAGUUGAAAAGCGCCAACAUUAAGGCAAUAAAAGUGCUUCCAUGUUUUAAAUUUUGUGUUCGCUUUUCCUAGCAUACGUUUUACAUUGCAAUUCCGGAGGAUAGUGAGCAACAGAAGUAUUAUCUUCGAGCGAAUUCUGAAGAUGAGUGUAACACGUGGGUGAAGACUUUGCGAGGUAGCAGGUAAUAAAGUGAAAUAAUCUUUUCGUAGAAUUGAUUGAAGGAACGAAGAUGAGGGAGGGAGGGAGGGAGGAAGAAGGGAGGGAAAGAAGGAGGAUAGGAGGGAGGAAGAAAGGUGGGAGGCGAGAGGGAAGGAAGGAGGAAGGGAGGGAGAGGGGGAGGACGGAGGAAGAAAGGUGGGAGGCGAGAGAGAGAGAAGGAGGAAGGGAGGGAGAGGGGAAGGACGGAGGAAGAAAGGUGGGAGGCGAGAGGGAGAGAAGGAGGAAGGGAGGGAAAGGGGGAGGAGGCAGGAGCGAAAGAGGAAGGGAGGGAGAGGGGAAGGAGGCGGGAGAGACAGAGGAAGGGAGGGAGAGGGGAAGGAGGCGGGAGAGAAGGCAGAAAGGAAGUUGGAGGAAUGGAGGAAGGAAGGAGGGAGAUGGAAGAAAGAGGGAGGAACGAAGGGAGGGUGGGUGUAAGGAAGAAGGGAGGGAAAGAGAGAGGAAAGGAGGGAGGAAGAAAGGUGGGAGGCGAAAGGGAGAGAACGAGGAAGGGAGGGAGAGGGGAAGGAGGCGGAAGAGAAGGAGGCAGGAAGGAAGAUGAAGAAAGAGAGGGAGGAAGGAAGGGGGGAGGGAAGGAGAAAAAGGAGUAAGAAAAGAAUACGAGUAAGGGAGGAAACAUUGAUGAAGAAGGGAACAAGGUAUGGGAGAAAGACGAAACAUUGUAGGAAGAGUGAAUCGUGGCAAAGAGAAGAGAUAAAUGAAAUAAAUGGUUUUCCUUUCAUCUCGUAGUUACUUUUCACUCGAGUUGGAAAACAAGGAACUGGAGGCGAAAUAUCAUCUCUCCACUCAAAUCCUUCAAGCAGAGCAAGCUGCUAAAGAACAGUUGAUGAAUCAAUGUGUGGAAUAUGAUCAACGCAUUCAGUCUCUGGAGAAUGAGGUUAAUCCCCCAUGAUGCUUACCAAAUAAAUAUUCUUUCAUAUUUCUCCUAACCUGAAUUAUUACUCUAUCACAUAUCAAAAUCGUUUUAGAGUUGAAAUUAUCAAUUUCCGACAUGAAAAUAACUUCUUAAGGGCAACCAAAUUAAGGGCCUAAAGGAUGUAUUAAUUCGGCAGCUGUUUAUGAUUAAGCUCUGGAGUUUCUGUAUUUUUAACUGUGCCUAAAAUAGUCUGUAUCUGUAAUUGUUUUCACCAGUUGGCGAGCUUGAACCGUCAAGAUCAAAGCAAGCAAGAAGAGAGUCAGGAAGACGAUGAGAUGGAAAGUGAUGAUAUUAAAAAAAUAAAAAAGGUUUGAGAAAUAGUCUUUCUAACAAUCAUGGCCAACAGGAACUGCCUAAACUGUUGUGGUUUCCUGGCCAUCACGCUUGCCUUUCAAACUUUCAAGCUGGGAGACUCAGGUUCAAUCCGCUACCUUUACGUUGACAUCAGUAAAUGAUUAGACUUUCGCGUCCUCUCGGCAAGGCAUGAGAAAGUCCGCCAGCAUCAUGCUGCCAGGAAAUUUUUUUAGUCUCACAGGAAAUUUUUAAGGAAAAGCAAGAUAUCAAGAAUGAAGCUCGAGGAGAAAUUUCAAAAAUCAGCAUUAAAGUAACAAACAUCACAAUUAGAGCAUAAAUACAACAAUCAUAACAUAAAAAUUUGUAUCAUGUGGCUAUCUAUCAAUUGGGCAUAGCCUGUUGGUAAAUCCGCUCCCCAAUGAGUGAGAAGCUCAAUAAACUGUCUCAUCAACUCUUAACGAGAUAAUUGUAUGUAGGUGCAAAGCUUGGUACGAGCCUGGUUAUGCAGACGUCGUUGGCAUUCCGUGGUUCAAGGCUACAUCGAGUCAGGGCAUGCCUCCAGUAUCCGACAGAGAAACCAAGUUAUCUUUCAUUUCGUCCGCGAGGAGGAAGAAUAUGUGAAUGAUUUAUCAACUUUGGUCACUUCGUUUCUACGUCCUUUCCGAAUGGCUGCAAGUGCUAAGAAACCACCCACUUCACACGAAGAGGUUAAUUCCAUCUUUUUAAACUGGUAAGGAAAUUAUGUCUGUGAUGUUACUUUGAGCGUGCAUCCCCACCGGGCAAGCUGAAAAGUUGACUAGUACACCAAAGGUCGCGGGUUCGAUUCCCACCGUGGUCAAGCAAACUUUUCAGCUUGCCCAGUGUGGAUGCACACGCAGAGUAACAUUACAAACAUCAUAUUCACCUGAGUACAUAACACCAAUACACACAGAAAUCAUGGCAAGGAAAUGUAAGAUUAUAUAUAUCAUAAACAUGAAGCACUGAUUUGAAGCACCAAAAACUCUGUCGGGAAACGCAUCGCUAGCCAAGUUUUUAACAUACUUUGAGGCGUUUUUAAAUCGCUAAAAUAAAAUAGAUAUAACUUCUCAAACAAAUCGGUAUGUAAAGGAAACUCAAAGUGAAAGUUAACGUUUGUUUCCGUGGCAUCAAGUCGACGAUACGGUGUUGUGUUUUUUGCUCAUCGAUGUGUAAUACUUUAAGAAACGUUUAUGAAAACAAUGAGGACGUUAAACUAAUGAUGUUAUUUCGUUUUAGUGAAAUCAUAUUAUUUCUUCAUCAAAUAUUUUUGAAAGGACUUCACACAAGAAUGGAGGAUUGGCCCACACUAAUUCUGGGUAAAUAAAUCUUUCUUCAAACAUAACUAACAUUGUGAAGUAAAGUUUGUUUCUCAAGCUUUGUAUUCAGACAAUAUCUGAGAUACGUUCCCUGUUUGUGUUUGGUGUUGGUAUUGGUAUUGUACUAGACUUAGUAUAUGAACACGUGUCUGUUGAGAUAGUCUGAUUAACACAUUGAGCUCCCUUCCCUUGACGAGUAUGAACGGGUACUUUGAUUCCGCAGUGUACAUGUAGAAAGAAUCGAUUUAAUGUUGACACUGCUAAGUUUUAUAUCUUUUUCAUCUCAGGUGAUCUUUUUCGUAUUCUACUUCCAAUGUAUGGGAUUUACCAAGAGUACGUUCGAAAUCAUCACUAUAGUCUGCAGGUAAAGUGCUCUGGACGUUCUGUAUUCAUAAUUUUGCUCGAGAAACCAUAUUCACUGGGGGCUUCGGUGACGUCAUCGUCAUAGCAAGCACCAUUCACCUCUGAGAUUGUGGGCCCGAUCCUCACAUCGGACUGUUGACACUUAUGUGAAAAGAGUUAGUCAACAGUCUAUCGAAAGUCGUGGGUUUUUCCGGGUACUUCAGUUCCUCCCACAGCGAAUGUUGACAGGGUGGGUUGGGAUUAGCCCCCCCCCCCCCUAACUGACCCUUCCACCUUAGCUGUGUUUCGUCAUCAGACACGAGUCAUGAGUCACUCCUUAAGCCAUGAGUACGUCAUGAGUCACUCCUUAAGAAAGCUUUCGACUCGAUCAGGUUGAGCUACUUCCUUCGCAAUUCGUCUUAGCUCUCAGCUGCAAGUAAGGAUGAUUAGCACACCCCCACUCACCAAAGUACGUCAUAAAGUCUGAUGCAUUGCAAUGGGUUGGUCUGUUCUUUUACAGAUGCUUGCCGAAUGCAAAAAACACUCGCCAAGUUUCAACCGUCUUUUGAUAAUCCACGAAGAAAAGCCUGUGUGUGCCAACAGAAGCUUGGAGACGUUUUUAACACUACCUAUGCACAGAGUACCGGGUUAUAUCAUCACACUUCACAGACUGUUGGCAUUCACCCCUCCUGAUCACGUAGAUAGAAAAUCUUUGGAGCAUGCGCGAGGCGUGCUGGAAGAAUUAUCCUCGGUGGGUCACUGCUGAUGAAUUUAUUAAUUCAUUGAAUGUUGAUGAUCCUUACUGGACCUUUAGGAAGAACAGUUUAGAACUGAUAGAACUAUCCAGUAUAAAUAAAGUUAGUUUAGUUUAGGUUUCUUCCUGUAGUAACACUGGAUCAAAAAGAGAUGAUCCUUACUAGACCUCUAGGGAGAACAGUUUAGAACUGAUAGAACUAUCCAGUAUAAAUAAAGUUACUUUAGUUUAGGUUUCCUCCAGUUGUAACACUGGAUCAAUAAGAGAUAACUCUUACUGGACCUCUAGGAAGAACAGUUUAGAAAUGAUAGAGCUGCCCAGUAUAAAUAAAGUUAGUUUAGUUUACGUUUCCUUCUGUAGUAACACUGGAUUAAUAAGAGAUGAUCCUUAUUGAACCUCUAGGAAGAACAGUUUAGAACUGAUAGAGCUAUCCAGUAUAAAUAAAGUUAGUUUAGUUUAGGUUUCCUUCUGUAGUAACAUUGGAUCAAUAAGAGAUGAUCCUUACUGGACCUCUAGGAAGAACUGUUUAGAACUGAUAAGAAAUUGUCCAGUAUAAAGGAAGUUAGUUUAGGCUCCUUCAGUAUAGUAGUACAAGUACCGGACUUUUAGGAAGAGCAAUUAAGAACAGCCAUACAGUAUAAAUAAAAAGUUAGACGAAGUUUAGUUUGAAUGAACUGACAUGACUUGUAAUUCAAACUAUAGUUGAUGCAUGAUGAAGUGAGUGAAACGGAGAAUAUCCGGAAGAAUUUAUCCAUUGAAAGACAGAUCGCGGGUGGUUGUGAAGAAUUGCUAGAUGUCAGACAAGUCUUUAUACGUCAAGGUUUGUGUUUAAAUUUUGUGUCAAUCAAGGCCGUCGAGAGGUUGCGCGGGGCCCGGGGGAAAACCUUCCCACGGAGUCCUAUGACGUCAUAUGAUCAAGUACUAACGUAGCUACAAGAUCGCUUAACUGAGAAUAUAAAUCCUAUCAAGACAUUUUAAGCGCUUUCGUUGCUUUGUGGAUAUGAAUACGAUAAUACGAAUUAAUAUUCCUUAUACUACUCGCAAGGCAACGUUUUUGCUUUUUAUACAAGUUGCACUGAGCAAACGUUGUCUCGUAUAAUGUCGUGUUAACUUAUUGCAUCGAAUCGUAUACAAGUAGCCUGCGUAGCCGGCGGUUUUAAGGGUUGGGGUUGAGGCGCGGGCAACGAAAAUUAGGGAGGCGAGGCGCGGCAUUUUCCCCUUCCCCCGCCUUCCUAAUUUCCGUUGCCCGCGCCUCAACCCCAACCCUUAAAACCGCCGGCUAUACGCAGGCUAUAUACAAGCGAUUUCCUUUUUUCUUGCAACGUUUUAAAACUUACAUUGAAAAUACUAUAAUUAAAAGUAUAAUUUAAAAUUAAAUGAUUAAGUCACAGAACAGUUAUCCUUGGGAGUUGAUAGUUGAAUGUUGGGACGCCCAGCAGAGAGUAUAAUUAUGUAACGACAAAACUUGGUUAGCGGGAAUAUUUCUCCAACUGGGCAUCACGUGUUGACACUGCAUGUGCAAUGUGUACACAACGCUGGGAUUCUUUGCUAUUGCAUUUCUAAGCGUAUUUUGCAUCAGAUAAACACUUGUUCUAGUUCUAGCAAAUACUUUCCUCACCUUGACCUGUCAUGUGCUCAAAUCCUCGUGAUUUAGUCAUGAUUAAAAGCUUGAUACAGCAAACAGUCAACAAACAAAGCACUUGUAAGUUGGCAAUCUAAAAUGCUAAACACACUUUCAUAUUGCGUGGGCUGAAUUCGCAAUUUAUAACUCUAUUUUUGCAUUAAUUCCGGCUAUUCCCCCGCAAUAUUCUAAAACAUAUAACAUAAUUUUGUACAGCCUUAUAAACCUAUAAACUUGUUGACUGAAAAGCAAUGAAAAAUAUCAUUAAUAUUUCAUGAUAAACCUAUCUUUAAUAAUGACAACAUAUAUUCAUUUACUUAAAUUACCGUGUUUCCCUUUGUCCAGCUUUGACAAAAAGCAACUAAAACCCAAUAGAAUAUCUAUUGUCUAAGCAUAUAGGCGUGCUAGCAGUCUAGCACACAAUAAUUUAAAGAUUAGGGCAGUAUUAAAAUAAUUUAAACUUGUACAUAUGAAAAGCAAACCCAGCUUAACUCACAGGGCUGAGAUUUACUUCAUGAAUACUUCAACGAGGCUCAUUUUAUCACUUCGCCCCAUCGCUUCGUAUCGGCGUUUGUGGCUAGGCCUCAUCUGGCUUGAUUAAUUUUAAAUGAGCUGCUAAAUCGCGCUGACUCCGAGGUGAAAACGACUUUCUAACACAUUAUUCAUAUAUCUACGUAAACUACAAGAUAUUAUGCGGAUAAAUAACACUCGUAUAACGACCGUUUUGUGGGGGAAAAGUUUUUAUACUGUAUUGUAGUGAGGUAGGGUAAAAUAACUUUAUUUUAGGUUGUUUUUUUACACGAUUUAGCUUAUUAAAUUUUGCAGGAUCAAUUGAUAAGCGUUAAAUUGUGUAUUGACGCUUUUGAAACUGAGCAGGCAUGAUUGCACGGAUCACGCUGUUUGUAUUUUUUACUUGAUUUAUGUAUACGUCCAGCAAUGUUUUCACUUUUUAAUAUAAUAAAGUUGGCUGACAUCUAAAUCAGUGGCAAAUGAGGAAAUUUUCACAAUUUUUUUUCCGCCUGUUUUCCAUAGUUCAACCGUAUUGUAUACCCAAAGGUAGCGUAUUUCUUCGUUUCCUGAACACUAGCUAUAGGAUGGAGUUACAUAGCGACUUUGGCACACAGGUAUAGGUUACAGUACGUUUGAAGUGGAAAACAGGUUAUACUUGUAUGUAGGACUGAAAGCAGAUGAUUGUGAUUUAAACAUUUCCUGUGGCAAAGCUAAUGGAUAUGCGUUGAAACAAUAGGGCCAUUUAUACGAGACAAAAUAAGACGCGACUUACAUAAGACGCGACUUAAAUAAGUGGAGUUAUCGCAUAAAUGGUUCUCUACGGCUUUAUAAGAAUUUACUUGCGAUAGCUAUAAUGUUGUUUCGGUUGUUUUUGUUUUAAUAUGCAAGGCUAAUAAUUUUACGUUGUUUCAUGUUUCGGGCAUGUGUAGUUAGAAUUUUUGUCUAAAAUAUCUUAGUUAAGACGCGACUUAAAUAAGAACAGCUAAAAGUCCUGUUCUUAUGUAAGACGCGUCUUAUCCAAGACGCGUCUUACAUAAGAAUUUUGUGCCUUUUAUACGACAAACUCACGUCUUAUUUAAGUCGCGUCUUAUGUAAGUCGCGUCUUAUUUUGUCUCGUAUAAAUGGCCCUAAUGAGUUUAGCUCACUUGCAUUACGUUCACCAGAUGAUGGGCGCAAUGUUUAAACGUAUAUACACACACGUGUAAAAACGCGCACGUUGUUAUAGAUCUGCAAACAAGUUGUCAACAAGGUUGUUGUCAAGCCGAUAUCAGGAUGUGUUCGCACUGCUUGUUCCCAGUUGCUGGGACAAGUCUGAAACAAAUUAUUAUCGUGAUAUAACGGUAACAGACUUUUGUUGCAAAUUGUUCCAACAAGACUAUCAUAUACAAGCUGUACGCAACAAAUUGCUACGAGCUUGUUGUCAUCAACUCGUUACGUGCGGACGAUUGUUAGACCGAUCUUGGAACAAUUUGUUGCGAGUCUGUUGGCCUCAUCAACCUUGUUAUAAGAUGAUAACGACUUCUUCCAGACUUGUCAUCAACAACUGGGAACAAGCAGUGCGAACACAUCUCAAGCUUACGCGUGUAGCCUUAUAGCAAGGAAAUUUGCACACUGAAGGAGCUUUUUGAGCGAUUUGUAUUCCGAUUUUACUCGCGAUUUACAUCGAUGCAACGGCGGACGAUAGCUCGUAUGUCGUUUUAGGGGUGCAUAAUGCAUGAUGGGACUCCCUAAAGCGUUUGGUUUUUAGGACUAGGUACGAAUUUCAUGACUACAAUUUUGUUAUCCCUGAACCAAACAGCAAUUUUUGGAAAAAAGUCGAAUAUAACGGAGUGUGCAAUUCAACACCAAUUGCAAUCAGGAAUUCAUUUCACUGAAAAAAAUAAUAUGUUAUUAUAUAUAGGCUUUAAUUUUGAUUUUCUUGUAAAUAUUGUAAAUAAUUCAAAACCUUACGGCGCCCGGGAAGAUUGUCUAAUUUGGAUGACAGGCGUACGUGCUUCAUUAUAAAGUUCCCUCAUGUCCGUUUGACAUGUUUGAUGUACUGUUUAAUAAACGAGCAGGGGUGUUUUAAUAAAACACGGAUUGCGAGUUUAUUAAACGCGACUUCAUUAGUAUUCUUUAUAUAAAGAAUAUUGAGCAGGAGGUUUUAUAUAAAUAAUACUGAUGAAUGAAGAGUGUUUUAUGAGUCAUAAAGUGAUGAAGUGAUUUAACGGGCUAAAAAGCUGAUGAAUUGUUAACGAGUGUUUGAAAACGUUAUAUAUUGCGAAUUCUCACCAUUGAGGUAUUAUGAUCAUCUCAUUUGAAUACACAACAAGUUAUUGUGCUCGGCUAAGGUAAAAACACGAGCUAGUGUGAACAAAUGACUUCAUUUUAUGUUUUUGUAACGAAUCUGAAAAAUUCAAUCCAAGUGGAGAUCGAUGGAGUGAUUGCUGAGGGAAAAAAAUCACAACCUUGUCUCAAAUAUUCAUCUUUUUGCAGUCCUGUUUUGUAUAUUUAUUCAACAAUGUCGCCUCCUUGAAAACUCAUUCAAACAAUCAAGACAGCUGUCUUGAUUGUUUGAAGUUGCAUGCAUGUGAUCCCCAUUUAUCACCACUCCAGAAGGUUUAUGGUGAAACCUCCAAUAAUUACUAUAGCUUGUCGCAAGCCGGUAUGUUUCCGUGUAUUCCAAAUGCACUUCAGUAUUAAAUUAGGCAGCAAUCUUUAUAGGAAGUGCAUGCAACUGCUUGAAAAAUAUAAACAAAACUUCGAGUAUAAACGUCCUCAUGAAAUUUGAUCCAAUGGGGCACUUGUCUGAAACGUAUGAUAAAAGACAGAGGUCUCUGUAGAAUUAGCACUUGGAGGCUCGCUGUGGUAAAAAUCUGACCAUAUCCAUUUUUUAGGAAGUUUGAUUCAAGUCCAGGAAAGCCACAAGAAACCGAUAUUGUCAUUUGCUGGGCUAGGGAUUAAGCCUCACGAGAGAAAAGAAUACCUUCGACACUGCUUAUUGUUUUCUGGUUUGUUGUUAAUUGCGACAAGAUCGUCCAAUGGGAAACUACAUCUACACAAGGUGAGGAGUUAUCUGUAUGGCUGUUAAUAUAUUAUUAAGGUUGUAUCUUGAUGUAUAGCAUGGGAUAACCCUUACUGGAUCUUUAGGAAGAACUGAUAGAGCUAUAUCCAGUAUAAAUAAAGUUUGUUUAGUUUAGGUUUCCUCCUGUAGUAACACUGGAUCAAUAAGAGAUAACCCUUAUUGGAUCUCUAUAGGGAGAACAAUUUAGAACUGAUAGAGCUAUCCAGUAUAAAUAAAGUUAGCUUAGUGUAGGUUUCCUCCUAAUGUUAUGACCCCUAGUCCCUUACUGGAUCGGGGUAGAAAGCAGAGGUUGUUUGAAAUCGAUUAGCACUAUAAACCUCUUAACCCCGGGUUAACUUUAAUCGGUUUUUAAACAACCGUGUGCGGUCUGGACUUUUUGAAACGUCUUGAGUGUCUAUUGUUUUGUGUUUUAUUAAAAUACUCUAUGGCAACCGCAAUUUUUCUUUCAUUUCCUCCUGUAGUAACACCGAAGCAAUACUGAACCUUUAGAAAGGACUGCUUAGAAUACAGCAUUCUAAAAUAAAGAUAGUCUUAACAAAAAAUGUAUUUCUUUUAGUCUACUGGAAAGCUUAAUCUUGCAGACGUUUCAGUAAUAGAAAAUCUCUACGAAGAAGGUAUAGUAAAGUAUUUUUUUAAAGCAAUUUGCUCGUUUCACUCGAAACUAUACAACUCUGGAACUAUAUAUAUAUAUAGGAAAUAUAGUCUGAGAAGAAAUUUUUUUGAGCAGAAAAAUAUUUGGAUUCUAUAAAAUAUAUAUAUAUAUAUAUAUCCAUGAAAAAUCAUUCUAUUGCAUACAGGUAGAGAUAUAUAUAAAGUCCAUCUAAAACACAAAGUUUAUACUCCUUAUCUGCGGUGUUCUCUUUGCGCUGCAGUUACAUGCCUGUUACGCGAAACCGACCUAUGUAGGUUUAUCUGUCUGCAAACGUUUAUGACGCGUGUAUAUUUAUUGGCUGCGUCACAUGCAUGGUUUUAAGUUUAUUUGAGUAUGUUUUCUAGACAUUACUAUGGGCGAGUCUAUUUCUGUAUAUUUAUUUUACGCAGCUCAUAUUGCGAUUAAAUACAUAACGUUCAUGAUUGUCGCACUCAGUGACUAAUUACGCGCUGAUAUUACGUUAUUUCUUUACUCGACCAAUAAGAAUGGAGAGAUUUCGUAGUAAAAUCUUAAAUCCUUAGUAGAUAAGGGAUUACUAGCAAAACGUGUGGGCGGGCUGCAAUGGAUUUUCAAGGAUUAUAACCUGAGAUUUUCGUAGAUUUUCAACACUAUUGCCCUAAGUACAGUUUAAGAAAAUACCAUAUAGCUGUUUUGACGAUGUUGUUUAGUCUCGCAUCGAAUGUAAGUUUAUUAUUUGAAAUAUGAAAUUAUUAUGCUUGUUUGCAUGCGAUACUUGUAUACUGGCAGUAACAUGUGUUCUUCAAUCACGAAUUCAUGCACAUACAGUACAUCAUGGAUCAAUUGAUGCCGGUAGCAGGCAUAUGAAUAAAUAGCGACGGCAUCUCGUUCGAUAGGACUAAUAGUAGAUGCGCCUUCUGCAGAUGGAAACGUCGAACGCAAAUCCAUAUACAUGCAUCCAACCAGGAGCAGAUACGAAAAAUGCAACUACAGGCCUCCUGGUUGUGUCCGGGGAAAGUGUAUGGAUUUGCGUUGGAAGGUUCCAUCUGCCCGAGAUACUCCAUAGUUGGUGCUCAGCGGCUGGACUCUGUGGCUCGGUUGGUUGGAGCGUUACACCGGAAUCGUAGGCCGCAGGAUUCUUCAAUCAAGCACAGUACUGCCAACAUAAAGUUCACAAUUGAGCCGGUCGGACUUGAGUCUGUAUGUUCCGCAUCAAAUCAUGCUAAUGCUCUCUGCCAGUUUCUGUAGGGCUUUCAGCAGACGUGGAAAAAUGUUGCCCGGAUCUUGAAUUUGCUUUUCCGAAUGUUCCCCAAAAGUAUACGUACAGUGGAAAAUGUAACCGUGCGUUACGCCAUUGUGUAUGCAACAACAAAUUACAUAAUAACGUUAAGAAUUCAAGCGCUUUCAUUGGUCGAGAGCCAUGACACACAAAACCUUAUCCAAUAGCAUUCCCUUGUUUGUAUAGAUUAUGUACGCGUGAUAUUUGUAAAAUUUCGACAUCAUCGAUAUUCCGUAACUAUGUUUCUUUCAGAUCUGAUCUUCGAUGUUAGUACCCCUACAUCCAAGGCCGACCAGCAUUGUUGGUAUGCAGAUAUGGCAUUGAGGGUUGUCGUUCAUCCUCGUGAUGGGGAGACACCGCUUACCAUAACACUGGUCGCACAGACGGCUCAUGAGAAAGCGGCUUGGCUCAGUGACUUGAAACAAGUGAGUAUCACUAUUACUAUGAUUAAAUUCCUAAUUGGACAUGUAUGGUUGGCUACAUCAUAAUGGCUCGAUUUAUACAAACGUAAAAACGCACAAGUUGUAACAAUGCUGUUCCAACAGCUUGUCAACAGGAUGUGUUCGCACUGCUUGUUCCCAGCUUAUUGACAAGUUGUCAACAGCUUGUUGACCAUUUGCUACAAGGUUGUUGAGCUCAACAGACUUGUUACAAGUUGUUCCAACAACUUUUUAUCGUCCUGCAAUUCAACAAUUUGUCAACAAGUUGUGAGUGACAACCUUGUAACAACUUGAUAAAAUAACAACAUUGUUACAACUUGUUGACAAGCUUGCUGCAAGCCUGUUGCGAACACAUCUUGUUGACAAAUUGUGAGAAUUUUACGUGUGUAUGACUCGCCUUAGCUACAAGAUGCAAAUUGUUUGUAAACUUUUUAAUGUUUUAAUUUUCAGUGUAUUGAAAAUGUGACUUUAAUCGAUAAUAUGCAAGACACAUCAUUGCCUCUGUCUUCACGUCAUUGUUUUGCCAAUGUCAGGUUCGUUACAGUAAAACUACAUUAAAUACUCGCGGUUUAGAGUGAUCAACGACGAUCUAUAGACAGUCAAGGAAAGACGGUUAUACAUUUUACAAAGAAUAUUAUUUUGUAUCUUUGUUCUUUUACGCAGAAAUGAUCCCAGCUUGUACACAGAUGAUGUUGGUAUUAAAUACUCGAAAUGUCUCAAUUCCUGCAGAAUACCACGAGUGAGUAAAGUUUAGGUUUCUUCCUGUAGUAACACUGGAUCAAUACGAGAUCACUUUUACUGGAUAUCUAGGGUGAACGGUUUAGAACUGAUAGUGCUAUCCAGUAAAAAUAGAGUUAAUUUAGUUAAUAGGUUUCCUUCUGUAGUAACACUGGAUCAAUAAGAGAUGAUCGUUACUGGACCUCUAGGAAGAACAGUUUGGAACUGAUAGAGCAAUCCAGUAUACAUAAAGUUAGUUUAGUUUAGGUUUCCUCCUGUAGUAACACUGGAUCAAUAAGAGAUGAUCCUUGCUGGACCUCUAGGAUGUUGUUUAGAACUGAUAGAGCUAUCCAGCAUAAAAAAAUGUGAUUUUAGUUUAGGUUUCCUUCUGUAGUACCACUGGAUCAAUAAGAGAUGAUCCUUACUAGACCUCUAGGGAGAACAGUUUAGAACUGAUAGACCAAUCCAGUAUAAAUAAAGUUAGUUUAGUUUAGGUUUCCUCCUGUAGUAACACUGGAUCAAUAAGAGAUAAUCCUUACUGGACCUCAUAACGUAAUUUCGUUCAAGCUUAAGCCCUCUUCCUUGUUCCUUACAUAUACAUAUUUCUCCCCCUAUAGAUACGUUAUGCAAGUCUAAAACGACUCUUUGAACGUUUACUGGACUUACGAUUUCUAAGCAUUGAAUUUUUAAACACGUUCCUAAUCACAUACCGAAUCUUUACUGAUGCCGACACGAUACUCGAUGUGUUGGAGAAAUUUUAUCAUGAUCGUCAAAGAUCGUAUUCUUUACCUAUGACGAUCGCUGGUGUAGAACACAUUAUUGGCAGUCGGAGAACGAAUUCAUUGAAUGAAAAAUACUCCAAGAAACAGUAUGUCCCAGGUGAGCUGGAAAAGAUGUAACAGAUAAAGCAUGAGCAGCCGUGUUGUAUCAGAUAUACAAACUCGAGUCGAAGGCGAGAGGUAUGUGAUACAACACGGAGGCGAAUGCAUUAUAUAGCUUGUGAAACGUCUCGAUGACAACAUUCGUAUUCUUCAACAAUUUAAAAUAAAUUGAUGAUAUUGGGUGAGAAAAUUGAACUUAAAGUUUAUGUAAAUCAGCUUUAUUUCUGUAUCAAAUAUACAAACUCCUUCACGCUCGUGAUUUCUUUUGUGUUUUCUUCAUGAAUUAUUAAUGCGUUUCACAAUUAUAUUUAGAAUUGCUUUGAACUUAGCUUAAAGCCCCUGUCAAAUUACUAGGAUGAGAGUUGAGAAGCGAGAGUUUGCAUGAGAAUUUUUUCAACUCUCGCGAAGGCUCUGAUCACUGGACUACCACAGAGUCUUCAGUCGAGUUUAUUAAAUUGUCAUUCUUCUUUUUCCCAGUUAAAAACCACAUCACAUUAUGCAACGAGGAAACGAUCGAGGACGAUGAAGAGACACCAGUCCGACCUACUUCACUUCAAAUUCCGACAUCAUGUUACUACCGUCGACACUCUUCCCCCUCCGCCCUGGGGGAGGGUCAUGUAUUCCAAUACCCCACCUCUCUUGAGACCUCUACUACAUGUAGCACUAUAGACUCUGAACUUGAUACAAGCAAUGACUCUGAGGCUUUCUUUUCAAGUAGUUUAAAACGUUCAAGGAAUAGAGUCAAUAGUAGCCCUACCAAACCUCAUGGGGACAAUGAUUAUAGUCUUGGUUCUCCGAAUUGGUCUGCUACGUCGAGGCAAGGAGCCAGUGAAUCUAACCUCGGUUCUCAAACCUGGCUCAGACCGACUCAAUAUAAUAGCGAAGACAACAGUCUGUCACAUGCUCAGUAUACUAGCCACGAUAAAAGCCACUUCGCCGAAGGCAAUACUCAAGUUCUUGAAGGAUCUGAACUGUGGGAAAAGAAAGUCAGACAUGGACUAGAGAAUACAGCUGAAUCUAUACCGGUCAUAACUAUGAACUGUUCAACCACUGAACCUUUGAAUGGAACUUCUGAAAUCUCUGAAAUUGAUGCGAAUAAUAAUACGAGCCCGUUACUGAGCAACACCAGAAUGAAUAGUGAGUCUUAUAGUAACAGCUCAACCCACUCUAAUGGUUUAAACGGCAAUAGUAAGACAAUUCGUAGCAAAGAAGGCCAUAUUAAAGACAAGCGUGUUAACGGGAGCAUCAAAAUUGUAAACCAAAGCAACAUUAAAGAUAAUAGCAUUAAAAAGGGCCAUACUAAAGACCGCAGUAUCAACCACGGUAAUAGUAAAGAGAAAAAACAACCUAAAUCUUCUACGAACAAUUGUGGCUUCUCGCUGGGACUUGAACGCUCUAAGGAACUCCCCGAGAAAAGACCGAACUCUUGUCCUAAAACCGUAGGCAAACACAAACCGGACUAUCUGCAAACAACCCCCCAGGAAAACCCUAGCCCGAAGCACAGUAAGGCUAGAUCUCAGAGCUUACUCGAACGACGCAAGGGGGGGAAGGAAGUGAAAUAUGGACUCUUAAACUCAGGCGAACUCAAACCCAAGCGAAAGUUCUCAUUCCCAAGACCUUUAUCGCCGCGGUUAAAUCCGAGCCCACCCAAACCCCUGGCAAGUCCUGGGGCGGUUGUGACGUCAUCACGGACAUCUAAGAGAAGGACUAGUAUUACUGCUGCCGCUGCUGCUUUCGCAGCCGCCACCGCGGGCGCACCUUGUUCACCUUCCUCACCGUUUACGUCAUCACAUGCAAGGUUUUCAUUUCGUAAGUAUGAGAAAAGUAUUUCAUGAAUUUUUAAUGUAUCUGGUAUACUACCUCUGCAUGAUCUAACCAUUCUUAACUCAGCAGUGAGUUCUGUACAACAUCAGAUCACUUUAAGGUAGCUCACAUUCAAGAACAUGUACUACCUCUGCAUGAUCUAGCCAUGCUUAACUCAGCAGUGAGUUCUGUACAACAUCAGAUCACUUUAGGGUAGCUCACAUUCAAGAACAUGUACUACCUCUGCACGAUCUAACCAUGCUUAACUCAGCAAUGAGUUCUGUACAACAUCAGAUCACUUUAAGGUUGCUCACAUUCAAGAACAUGUACUGCCUCUGCAUGAUCUAACCAUGCUUAACUCAGCAGUGAGUUCUGUAUAACAUCAGAUCACUUUAAGGUAGCUCACAUUCAAGAACAUGUACUACCUCUGCAUGAUCUAACCAUGCUUAACUCAGCAGUGAGUUAUGUACAACAUCAGAUCACUUUAAGGUAGCUCACAUUCAAGAACAUGUACUACCUCUGCAUGAUCUAACCAUGCUUAACUCAGCAGUGAGUUCUGUACAACAUCAGAUCACUUAAGGUAGCUCACAUUCAAGAACAUGUACUACCUCUGCAUGAUCUAACCAUGCUCAACUCAGCAGUAAGUUCUGUACAACAUCAGAUCACUUAAGGUAGCUCACAUUCAAGAACAUGUACUACCUCUGAAUAAUCUAACCAUGCUUAACUCAGCAAUGCGUUCUGUACAGCACCAUAUCACUUUAAGGUAGCUCACAUUCAAGAACAUGUACUACCUCUGUAUGAUCUAACCAUGCUUAACUCAGCAGUGAGUUCUGUACAACAUCAGAUCACUUUAAGGUAGCUCACAUUCAAGAACAUGUACUACCUCUGUAUGAUCUAACCUAUGCUUAACUCAACAGUGAGUUCUGUACAACAUCAGAUCACUUUAAGGUAGCUCACAUUCAAGAACAUGAACUACCUCUGUAUGAUCUAACCAUGCUUAACUCAGCAGUGAGUUUUGUACAACAUCAGAUCACUUUAAGGUAGCUCACAUUCAAGAACAUGAACUACCUCUGUAUGAUCUAACCAUGCUUAACUCAGCAGUGAGUUCUGUACAACAUCAGAUCUCUUUAAGGUAGCUCAUAUUCAAGAACAUGAACUACCUCUGUAUGAUCUAACCAUGCUUAACUCAGCAGUGAGUUCUGUACAACAUCAGAUCACUUUAAGGUAGCCCACGUUCAAGAACAUGUACUACCUCUGUAUGAUCUAACCAUGCUUAACUCAGCAGUGAGUUCUGUACAACAUCAGAUCACUUUAAGGUAGCCCACAUUCAAGAACAUGUACUACCUCUGUAUGAUCUAACCAUGCUUAACUCAGCAGUGAGUUCUGUACAACAUCAGAUCACUUUAAGGUAGCCCACAUUCAAGAACAUGUACUACCUCUGUAUGAUCUAACCAUGCUUAACUCAGCAGUGAGUUCUGUACAACAACAGAUCACUUUAAGGUAGCUCACAUUCAAGAACAUGUACUACCUCUGUAUGAUCUAACCAUGCUUAACUCAGCAGUGAGUUCUGUACAACAUCAGAUCACUUUAAGGUAGCCCACAUUCAAGAACAUGUACUACCUCUGUAUGAUAUAACCAUGUUUAACUCAGUAGUGAGUUCUUACAACAUCAGAUCACUUUAAGGUAGCCCACAUUCAAGAACACGUACCACCUCUUCAUGAUCUAACCAUGUUUAACGCAGCGGUGAGUUUGUACAAUAUCGAAUCAUGUACGUUAAGUAGUGCGCCUAUAUGUUUCUCAAGGUCAAUGCCGAUGACAAUAUGCCGAUGAUAUCGGCCUUCUUUCUAUUCGCUUGUUUACGUGUUUAAAUCACCUUUUCGUUGUACAGUAUUUUGUAAGCGGGGGUCUGUCUGCCAAAUUUUGUCCGGUUCAAUUCGUUUUCUUUUUCGAUUUCAUUCAAAUCAGCCCUAAUCAAUACUCAAUAUGCAGACAAGUUAAUAUUUAGCGCAGUUGAUUAAUUUCUUGGGAAUUUUCGUUUUUCAUUUUCAUUUCGAAACCUAUUUCGGUGCAAAAAUAACACAACACUUCGGACAAUUACGGGGAAGAUUUCGUAUGAAGUGGCUGGACACUCACUAAAUGCAGCAUAUGACAAAUCCACAUUAAGAGGGAAUUUUUUUUGUAUAUUUCGUAAUAUGCGUAAAUUUAAAAGCUAACGAGCAUAAUAUACCACUUGAAGUUAUGACUGCGUUCAACAUUUCUAUUUUACGAUACGUUUCCGGCACUUAAAAAAGCUAGCAGAACAAGUCGGCUCAACUGUUAUUGAGCGAGAGCCUUUAAACAUCGAACUAGAAAAAGCGACAGAGUUCAAACAGGAAACUGGUGUAGAUUUAGAAGAUAUAGACGAUUAAUGCGAGAUUGCUUCGCAAGGUUUCAAUAAGGUUUUAAAGUUAGUCCAUCUAACUUAGCUUUAUAGCGACGCCUAACUAUAAUGUUAACUCAGAUUUU
Paramuricea clavata is the source of this 21821-nucleotide messenger RNA. NCBI's taxonomy places the organism in Eukaryota, Metazoa, Cnidaria, Anthozoa, Malacalcyonacea, Plexauridae. The record is from the annotation of a GenBank genome assembly.